GAGGACGCGGAUCUGGCCCGGGGGCCGCCGGCCUGGCGCGUUCCGGCAUCUCGUCACUUCAUGGAUUCCUUUGGGACAACUAAAUCAGAGGAUGACCAGUCAGUAGUCAGCAGAAUGCAAAAGAAAUACUGGAAAACCAAACAGGUCCUAAUUAAAGCAACAGGAAAAAAAGAGGAUGAGCAUGUGGUAGCAUCUGAUGCAGAACUGGAUGCCAAACUGGAGGUUUUUCACUCCAUUCAAGAGACAUGUACUGAACUUCUGAAGAUUAUUGAGAAAUAUCAGCAAAGACUUAAUGCUAUAUCUGAAGAAGAAAAUGAGCUUGGGCUCUUUCUAAAGUUUCAAGCAGAACAGGAUAUAACUCAAGCUGGCAAAAUGAUGGAUGCCACUGGCAAGACACUCUGUUCUUCUGCCAACCAAAGAUUAGCCUUAUGUAUGCCCCUGUCUCGUCUUGAGCAAGAGGUAGCAACUUUUAGUCAGAGAGCAGUAUCUGAUACCUUGAUGACAAUCAAUCGAAUGGAACAGGCCCGCACAGAAUACAGAGGGGCUUUGCUGUGGAUGAAAGAUGUAUCGCAAGAACUAGACCCAGACACAUCCAAACAAAUGGAAAAGUUCAGAAAAGUGCAGAUCCAAGUGAGGACCGCCAAAGCUUCUUUUGACAAGUUAAAGAUGGACGUCUGUCAGAAGGUGGACUUACUCGGGGCCAGCCGCUGCAACCUGCUGUCCCACUCACUUACCACCUACCAGAGAACACUUCUUGGAUUCUGGGAGAAAACAGCUCGGAUGAUGUCUAGGAUCCAUGAAGAGUUUACAGGCUUCCGUCCAUAUGAUUUUGUUGCACUAAAGCGACUCAAGGAGUCUCCAAACAAUCUUACUGAAGAACACAAAGAGGACAGAGUAGAAAAUAAUAUUCUUACUGCUAAUCUUGACAAGCUAAUUUUGUUGGACGAGGAAGCAAGUGAAAAGGAAAGUGAAACAGCAUCAGAGGAUCACAAAGAAGACCAUUUUCAAAUGAGCGAAUUUGAAGCAUCUCAGCUUUCUGGACCUGAAAAUGUUGCAAAAGAUCUUCUUGUAGAUUCCCUAGAAGGAGAGGAUUUUGAGAAGGAAUUCUCAUUUUUGAACAACCUACUGAGUCCCAGCUCCUCAAGUACUGGAGAAUUUAACCAAGAAUGUCAAAAUGUCUGUGGGAGCCCCAACACCAGUGUCCCUGCCCAGAAUUGUGCUGCAGGAGCAGAGUCUCUCGCUAAGUCAUCGGGAUUCCUCCCUUCACAACUCUUUGACUUGGGCCUCCAUGCUGCUGGAAACUUCAGUAGCUGGACCUCUCAGAGGGAAUCAGUAUUUUCUCUUUCACACACAGAUUCUGAUAACCAGCCUGUGCCUUCGCAGAGUAAACCAAAGAAAUCAUCAAUAUCUCCGGAAGGUGGGAAUAACCAAGAUAUGUCCGCCUGGUUUAACCUGUUUGCAGACCUGGAUCCCCUUUCGAAUCCAGAUGCCAUCGGACACUCGGAUGACGAACUCCUUAAUGCUUGACUGGAAUUACUAAGUAGACGAUUGAGUAGAUAAUUAUAACGUCCCAUCGAUGGCCUUGAGGUAUCAAACUCUGUAACAUAUUGCCUUUGUGGGAAGGAGCUCAAACUGCAAUUCAGACACAGGCCUGGUGUGUAAGAGUCAGACACUUGAUAGAUGGCGUCUGGUAAAGCACCAAGCGAGCACCUUGCUCGGCUCUGUCCAUGUUUCCCAGGAAUAUGUGGAAAGCAUCCCCAGCCCUUCCAAGCCCGAGAGAUAUUCCCUACGGAUAGAUGCCCAUUUCCAUGGAAACAGCCUGGCUCGGGCCACGUGACGGGUGGGAGCCUUUCGGGAACCCAGCCAUUAUCUGGUGCGGGUUCUGUGGCUGCAGGGAGCGAGCGCUGCAGCCGGCAGGUGGGUGUGAGGGCUUGUCUUUGAGGAGCAGGGGCCUCGAGUUCUAUGUUAAAAGUGUUACUGGAACUAUAUGGAUUUUGUUAGUUUAAAACUAGAUUAAAAACUUGACUCGGUCUGAAAGGAUUCCAUAGAAAAGGAGUGCCUUUUUGCCCACUGGAGUCAGGUUUGCUUGUUGCUUUAUUUUUUAUUCUUUGAAAAGCAGGAGAACCUUUAUUCUACUCAACUAAGAAUAUGGUUAAAGUAGGUUAGUUUAUCCCAUCUAAGUAUCUGGAAAUUCUUCCUAUCUCACAUACUUAUAUGGAGUAGUCAUGGUAGUGGGACCUGUUUUGUACAUGCACUCCAAAAGGGGAAAAAACAUAUAAAAAUGCCUAAGCAAGCCCACAGUUGUGUCUUCUAGAGGCGCACUUUAGAUGCUUUCACCUGUAUUCGAUUUAGGUCCUAUUAGUGAAGAGCAGGCUCCUUUAAGAUUUUUGCAUGUACUUUCCCCCCAUCUUUUGCAGUGGCUUCAGGCCCUGAGAGCAGAAAAACAGAACACAGACUUCAUUGGGGGAACGGCUUGAUUUUGCUGGUGGGGACGAUUUUAGGCCUAUAGUUCCCAUGGCAAUUUGUUACAGUUGAAUCAAGCUUUGAGGCAAAAUCUUUCAACUACUAGGUAAAGGUACAGUAGCCUCAGUUUGUGUUGGGAAGAGCUGAUGAGCAGUGUGACGUGUGCAGUAUGGCUUCUUUCUUAGUAUCAGGACCUGCUUUUGUUCUUUUUACUGGUAGCAUCUUUGAUCCCCAGUAUGCUCCUCUGCUAACUGAUCACCGUAUAUGUUCACUGUUGCUUCCCUGUGUGCCUAUGGACACAGAGCAUUUCUGGAAAUCAAAGCCUUCACUUAAGCCACAGCAUGUAACUUGUCCUGCUUAGAAAACAAGGCAGGGGGAAAGGAAAGCUAGUCAUUUCCAGAGAAUAAACAACUCAGUUAGGUGUUGGAUAUGCUUUUGGGGAGGAUUAAAAAAUUAGGUGGAAAAAACACAGUAGCAGAGGUUUUCAUUAAAAAAUACUUCCAAGAACUAACUCACAUUCAUGUGGCUCUUCAUUCAGUUAUCCCUAUUUCCCCAAAAGAAAAGUGUUGCUUUUGUUCUAACAAAAGUAACACUUUUCCUUUCAUGGCUUUGUACUCACUAACACUCGUUGUGGAAUAUCCAGAUGUUGCUUUAUUCCAGUGAAACAAACAAGGGUGUCAGGAAACCAUACUGCUAAUAUUUUGGUGCUCUCAAACUAUUGAACUGUAGGUGCUCAAAAUAAUGGCUGCUUUGAUCCGACAGACUUUAAGAAGGGUGUGAAACGUCAGAUAGAGCUGCUUUUCUUUCUUUCUUAAGACAUAUUCUUCCUCUCCACACACCCAUGAAAAAAUGUCCAUGUAACCUCUGAAUUGGGCUUGGCUGCUUCACUCAGUAAUCAAAGCAAGUCCUUUAAGAAGGCAUGAAAAAGCAUGUAGGGCAUAAAGGUCUCAUUUUAAAAGCACUGCCUGAAAUUCUUUGAAAACUUUCCUUCUGCAAUUAAGGUAGAGAAUCUUUCACUCUGGCCGAGUCCAAGACAAAGAGCUUGAAGGCUAACCAGCCCUUCAGAUCUGACAACUGAGUAUUCUACAAAUAAGCUAACAAAUCAAUAUAUCAAAAUGAAGUCAAGGAGACUAAAAAGAGAGUUUAGUAAAACUCUUUUUCCUCUUAUUUUACAUCAACCAAUUCGCUAAAAGGUAAUAAACUACCAUUAAGCUUUCGGAGUAUGGGAAGAAUAUUCUUAAGGGAAAAAAAAAAAUAACCCCUUACCAUUUUUAUACUGAUAGUUUGGGGCAGGAGAAGGGGGAGAAGAAGGUAGCAAAUCUCUUCCUCCAUGUUUUUAUACCAGAGAAGAAUGGAUUUAUAUUAUACAAAUCUAAUGAAUGGCUUCAGAAGUGAACUUUAUCUGUUAUCUAUAGAGACCACAUCCAAAUCCAAUAAGGUGGGUUAGGUAUAUGUUAAGAUCAAGAUUAAUGUAACUUUGUACUUUUUGAAAUCUUUAAUUUGUAAAAUUUUAUAGUUAUGAAAUAUUGGGAACUGCAAUUAUAGCUGCACAUUCAAAACAAGUGUUUGCAUUAGAAGUCACAUUUUGUCAAUCAGCGAUAGAUCAUUUAGUUCAGCUUUACAAAGCGAGUCUGGAGGGUGCUACGGAUACUUUCGUCUUCAAACACUGCAGAAGUGGUGUCAUCCCACUGUCUAGAAAUUAAAAUCUUGAUGGAUUGUCAGUUAUCAGGAUUUUCACUAAGAGCUAAAUUUACUCUAUUCAUGUAGUUAUCCAAUGACAAUGAAAAUAAAAUGGGGCAAUUGA
Molecule: messenger RNA, 4267 nt
Organism: Sarcophilus harrisii (Tasmanian devil)
Lineage: Eukaryota; Metazoa; Chordata; Mammalia; Dasyuromorphia; Dasyuridae
Gene: ICA1L
Product: islet cell autoantigen 1 like
Exons: 13
Coding region: 61-1527 (488 amino acids)
Biological process (GO): regulation of transport
Cellular component (GO): Golgi apparatus
Molecular function (GO): protein domain specific binding
Source: RefSeq, a predicted model, not a curated record